Molecule: messenger RNA, 1955 nt
Organism: Ictalurus furcatus (blue catfish)
Lineage: Eukaryota; Metazoa; Chordata; Actinopteri; Siluriformes; Ictaluridae
Product: forkhead box protein J1-A-like
Exons: 2
Coding region: 107-1381 (424 amino acids)
Biological process (GO): regulation of DNA-templated transcription
Molecular function (GO): DNA-binding transcription factor activity; sequence-specific DNA binding
Source: RefSeq, a predicted model, not a curated record
AAUUCUAAUUCUAAAUUCUUGAUGAUUCCUACCAGUCAGUGGUACUAGUCCUGCUACAAAGGACCUAAUCGAAAGCAGCGGUUUCAACAACAGCAGUUCUGACAACAUGGAUGACACUCUGACCAGUCUGCAGUGGUUGCAAGAGUUCUCUAUCCUUAGUGACAGUGGAAGGCAACAAGUGAGUUCUAUUAGCCAACAUCAGAGCAAACUCUUUGAGCAGCAGCUGGGUGGAGAAGCUCCUGCAUCUCCUCUAGCAGGCGACCUUGCCUCCAUAGGCAUGCCACUGACCCCUGGUAAGCCCAUAGCAACAGCAGUUCCUGCCCUGUGCACUCUGCCCAGCUUGGUUGCACAUGGACACUGCCCAGAUGAGGUUGACUACAAGACAAACCCUCACAUCAAGCCACUACACUCAUAUGCCACCCUAAUUUGCAUGGCUAUACAGGCAAGCAAGAAAAGCAAAGUCACACUCUCCUGUAUCUAUAAAUGGAUCACUGACAACUUCUGCUACUUCCGCCAUGCUGACCCCAACUGGCAGAAUUCCAUCCGUCACAAUCUUUCACUGAAUAAAUGCUUUAUAAAAGUUCCAAGGCAGAAGGAUGAGCCUGGAAAGGGUGGCUUCUGGAAGAUUGAUCCGGAAUAUGCUGAACGUCUCCUGACUGGGGCUUACAAGAAGCAAAGGAUGCCUCCAGUACAGAUUAACCCAGCUUUUAAAAAUCAACUCAGAAUGAUCUCACAGCCAGUUAUGCCUGCGCCAACAGAUGUCACGGGUUUUCGCCAUGUUGAUCCUGAGUCACAGCAGCUCUUAGAAGAAUUUGAGGAAGUCACUAGACUUGACCAGAACUGGGACCCUCACCUAGCAGAAACCACUUUAUCUGAUUGCUGGAGCGCAGUAAAAGGCCACAAAAGAAAACAGCCAUAUGGCCACCGGGCUGGAAGUGCCCAAGCUCUGUGUCGCUCAAGCUCCCCACUGUUGGCCAUGGAGGAACCAAAGGUUCUGGGAUCUCUUAUGGGUAAUUUUGACUGGGAUGCUCUGCUAAAUUCAGCCCUAAAUGAGGAUUUGAGCCUGAAUGAGUGUGGUCCUCUGAGCCCAAUACCACAAGAUCAGAACCUCAUGGUACCUGGCAUUCAUGUUAAUUCCCUGGAGGCCUCUGUCAAUACUACAGAAAGUAACAUGCUAAUAGAAACACAAAAGGACCGUGAUGUAGACCUUGACAAAGAGACAUUCUUAGCCACAGAAUUUUUACAGAGUCCUUGGACAGAAGAAGAAGCGGGGAACCAUCCUGAUUUUCUUUCUAUGUCUACUGUUAACAUCAAUCAACUCUUUGAUCUGGGAGGCUCACUCAGUGAUGAUAUUAACAGUAAAAUUGAAUCUCUUCUCUGAACAGUUCAUCAGUAUCUUUUGAGACAGAUAAUGUCUAACCAAUACCAUUGAAAUACUAUGAGUGGAGAGAGCUAUUUUAUACCAAAGAGUAAAAAAUUUUGGUCCAUUGCAUUUCCAUUUUUCUCUCCCUCUCUCCUUCUGUCGAGCCACACACGAUUUUAUGGAGAUACUAGAGAUCCUGAUCCUUUCUGCUCUCCGGACAUGCCUGAUCCGUUUCGGAUGUCCUACCUCUAGAUGGAGCUCUCAUCUGCUCCAAUUCCAGAUUGCUGGGACUACGGCUGCUUUUAAGGCCAAACAGACUUCAUAUAAAUUCAUAAUUAACUUUUUCACACUAGCUGUUGUUACCCAGAUGAGGAUGGGUUCCCUUCUGAGUCUGGUUCCUCUCAAGGUUUCUUCCUCUUUACAUCUUAGGGAAUUUUUCCUUGCCACCGUCGCCUCCGGCUUGCUCAAAUUCUUGGGAUAAAUUUGCACUUUUAAUAUCUGUAUACCGUGUUUAUGUUUCUGUAAAGCUGCUUUGAGACAAUGUCUAUUGUAAAACACGCUAUACAAAUAAAAUUUAAUUGAAAAAAAAUGU